Bipolaris sorokiniana ND90Pr is the source of this 446-nucleotide messenger RNA. RefSeq lists its product as uncharacterized. The coding region runs from base 10 to 381 and encodes 123 amino acids. The record is from RefSeq and is a predicted model, not a curated record. The transcript has a single exon. Lineage: Eukaryota; Fungi; Ascomycota; Dothideomycetes; Pleosporales; Pleosporaceae.
GCCAAGUGUAUGGGUAAGUAUGUGUGUGUAUUCCAUCUACAAAGAACUACCAUUACGAAUUUUCUUUUUUCCUUCCCAUUUUGCAUAUCCCACCUUUUCCACUUCAUGUAUAUAUAUAUAUAUAUCCGCCUUGGAAACUCGACCCACUCUACACUAGAUGCAUCCACCCAUGGACCAUAUACAGCGUGUAGGCCCGAUUACACGCAACGAGCCCAAAAAAUUACCAACCAACCAUUGCAUUAUCUAUUAAACAGAAAAAAGGAGUGUCGUAUAUACACGUAUAAACAUGUAGAUGUAGCUGGGGUAUCAAAGGAAUGGACAGCCGAACAAGCGCACGGUAAAAAGAACCCAGAAAAGAAAUUCGUGUUCGCGUUUGUGUGAAGAAGAGAUGAGGGGAAAAGAUCAGAGGAGGCAAAAAAAGAUAUGUACAAUCUGAAGAACCAUCA